Molecule: messenger RNA, 4485 nt
Organism: Penaeus chinensis
Lineage: Eukaryota; Metazoa; Arthropoda; Malacostraca; Decapoda; Penaeidae
Gene: Parg
Product: poly(ADP-ribose) glycohydrolase-like
Exons: 17
Coding region: 209-3070 (953 amino acids)
Biological process (GO): regulation of DNA repair; nucleotide-sugar metabolic process; carbohydrate metabolic process
Cellular component (GO): nucleus; cytoplasm
Molecular function (GO): poly(ADP-ribose) glycohydrolase activity
Source: RefSeq, a predicted model, not a curated record
GGUGGAUAAGCGAUCUCCUCUGUUUUGUUUUGGUUGCGCGAGAGUGAAGUCAUAGAGUACAAUACAGUAGGAGAAAAAUUGAUUAUAAUACUGUAGUUUAUUGGUCCUCACUUCACGUCGGGCAGCUGCACCCAUGCUGUAAUUGUAACAGAUAGAUAUCGCUGCUACUACUUGCCCUCAACCCGUAAUUUGUAGAUACACCUGAGUGAUGUGUGAGUGCCCACCAAAGAAGAAGUUGCGGCAGUCAACGUUAAUGGACAUGUUCUCACCAUCAACAAGUAAAAAGACAAAAGACAAGAUGGACAACCCACCCACACCCCCAAACACCGCAGAGUCUGAGCCUGAAUCCCAAAAUAUAGAGUCUAGCAUUGAGCUCAUGAAACUGGGCUCCGUCUCAUCCCAGAAUAGUAUGGAAGAGAACGUUGAGAUGAUGGACACCGACACCAACAUUGAGGAUUCGGAAGAAGACGACAAAGGAACCAGAGACACGACAGCGAGAGGGAGCGAGAAAAUACGAGAGGAGGAGGAGAAGGAGGGGGCGACUGUAGAGAAAAAGUCAGGACAAAGAUCCUCCGACUACCACAAUCACCCAGGAGUGUCGGGGCUUGCAGAGGGUUCCUCUAAGAAGAAAAAGAGGUACUCCGGUGAGAAUCAGAACAACGAUGACUCUGACACUCUAGCUGUGGGAGGCGAGGAGAGGCGUGCGCAAGGUGCAAGUCCGAGAGGAAAGGGUAGUGCGAAGGGUUCAACGCCAAAGAAGGGCCUCAAGAAACACACGCCAAAGAAGACGCCGGGGAAAUCUCCAGUCAAGGACCGAGAACAUCGUAAAUCAAGUGGAGAUGCAAUGGAACGCCGCAGGAUCUUAGCAGAGGCAGCAGAACGCAGAAUGAGCAGCAAGAGCAAUCCUUCCCCGGAGCCAAAUGAAGCGGACUUUGCCUGCUCUCCCGACAUGUUCGAUGAUGAGUUUGAGGAUGAACUGCAGCAGGCGGAGGAGAGUGGGGUAACAUGGAGAGGCACUCCAGUAUCAAGUUUGCCUUUCAUAAAUACCACCAACCUCAACAUUCCCCCUGUAUAUGUCGCACCAAAUCACACCGUCUUAGUACAGCUGCCAGUGACUCCAGAUGUGUGUCCAGCUCCUCAGCCUCCUACAUACUCAGAUAUCUGGGAUCAGUAUCAUGUCAGAAUGCCAUGUUCCCCAAAGAGUUUAUAUCCUUUAGGCAAGGGAAGUGAAACAGUUGUUCCUCGAUGGUCAAUUAUUUGCAAGGCUCUCUCAAGAAAAAUGGAAAGUGUCGAAGACCUACAGCGAGCCAUUCUGGAGUACAACAGCAGAUACGCAGCCAGAUGGAAGUUCAGAGGUCUUCAGAUGCUGUUGGAAGAGGAAUUUGAAGAGGAAGAACAGGAAUUCUUUUUCCAAAACACUUUACCUGCAAUGGUCCGGCUAGCUCUCAACUUGCCCAAAAUUGUCACCCAACCCCCACCCCUCCUCACCAGCCAAACAACACACAGCAUCACUCUGUCCCAGUUACAGAUUGCUUCACUCCUUGCCAAUGCUUUCUUCUGUACAUUCCCACGAAGAAAUGCCAAAGGAAGUGAGACAGAAUAUGCCUCCUAUCCAGACAUAAAUUUCAACAGAUUGUUUUAUCCCCGAGAGAAGAGAUCGAUGGAGAAAAUAAAAUGCUUGAUAAAUUAUUUUAGAAGAGUCACUAGUAAAGAACCAGCUGGUACAGUGACGUUCACCAGGCAGUAUAUUAACCCCCAUAAUAUGCCCUCCUGGGAGGCCUGUUCCAAGCCACUGCCAAAGCUCCAUGUAGACACCAAAGGACUGAUAGAAGAUCAAAUGGGACUUCUUCAGGUUGAUUUUGCAAACAAGUAUGUUGGUGGUGGCGUCCUUGGCUUGGGUUGCGUCCAGGAAGAAAUACGCUUCGUGUUAUCGCCGGAACUGAUCGUUUCAAGACUCUUUACACAAGUUCUGGACAAAACGGAGGCCCUCAUUGUAAUAGGUGUGGAGCAGUUCAACAAAGGUGUUGGAUAUGCCUCUAACUUCCGCUGGGCAGGAUCGCACAAGGACACGACGCCACGGGAUCCUUGGGGCCGCAGAAUGUGUCAGGUCACAGCCAUCGAUGCCCUUCAUUUCACAAAGCAGCCCAAAAUUCAGUACAGGCCAAACUUCAUCCUAAGGGAAUUGAAUAAGGCCUAUGCAGGAUUCCAGGUGAUGGAGGGAAGUUCAGGCACUCCCGUAGCAGUUGCAACAGGGAACUGGGGUUGUGGUGCUUUUAAAGGCGACUCAAGGUUGAAGUCACUUAUUCAGCUGGCUGUGUGUGGCUACAUUGGCAGAGAUGUUGCCUAUUUUACAUUCGGGGAUCAGAAACUGAGGAACGACCUAUCCACAAUGCACAUCUUCCUUACAGAGAAUAAUGUCACAGUUGGUGAAUUAGUGCAGGUGUUAAAUCAUCACGGUUUAAGAGAUUGGGUCGAUGGUUCUGACCUGUCUCAUUAUAUCUACCAUAACCUAGGUGCUUAUGAUUCAGAAACUGAUAAUGAUACUGAGGAAUCAAAGGGACCAAGUAAAGAACCCAACAAUAAGAAUUUAAUAAGCCACGGAAGCUCCUACACCACCACCUCCUCCUCCUCCACUUACUGCACUCCACGCAAAACUGCCAGGAGCAUCACUGACUAUUUUGGCAAGCCCUCUUCGUCAGUUACGAAUCAAAAUCACCCGCCGAAUGCCAAGCACCAGUCAUCAUCAUCAUCAGCAGCAGCAGCAGUAGCGCUCCUCAACAAGGUUCCAAGUGGUUCGUCAUCCCUCACUGAAGAGAAGAUCCUGCAGGUGCUAAACGAGUGCGAUCGGCUGGUCGAGGGCCAGAGGUCCAAGGGCAAGCAGAGUAGUCCAAGCACCACAAAUCUAGACAAUAGAAAAGGAGGUCACAGUUCGAGCAGUUUAAUAGAAAAUGUGAAGGGUGAAUUGAGGAAGAUAAAGGACGCUGAGGGGAAUAGCAUUUCGUCGGAAGCUUGCGAGUCGAGUAAGCUCCUUUCCUAUUUAGAUGACAUAGAUAAAUGCCUAGCGUCAUAGGCUCCAUGCUUUCCUAUGUUAUGCUUGCUACUCAUUACCAUUUUCUUUCUUUCCGUUUCUUUCUUUUUUUUCUUUUUUUCAUAGAUAAAGUUGAACCCUGUGAAGACUAGAAAAAUAAGUUUGCUGUACAAGAGUGUUUAUUGUAUAUAGUCAAUAGAAUGAAUUAAUAAAUGAAUGAAUAAGGAUAGUUGUGGAUUCCAGUACAAAGGAGAAAGUUGAGUAGCACUGCAUUAAAGCUGGAGUUUCAUAUCUUUGUAUAUCAUUCUUAGGGUCAGAUUAUGUAUUUUAUUCUGUUAUUUCUAUUUUGGGAUGUUAUGCUUUAUUUUUGUUUUGACAUUUUAAAGGACACUAGAUGUUCUUUUUCAGUGAUAAGUAUAGGUACUUAUUUAUUUGGACUUUUAUUUUUAUAUUAUUUUAAAGGAGAUUUGAGUAAUUUUUUUACUAGAUAUCUUCCAGAUUCAAUAAACAAUGUCUAGUUAAAUGUGUCUGUUUGAAUACUGACCUUGCUCUGUUGGUGUAGCAUACUUGGUGAUGAUAUACUAAGAAAUUUACUCAACACAAAUUUAUAUUCAUAGUUUUCUAAGAUACAUUGGUCAUUUUGUGAAACAAAAUGGCAAAAGUACCACUCAGAUAGUUAUAGAUUUUAAUCAGUGGUAUCAUAAUACUUCUGUACAAAAAAGGUGUAUAUAAUGAAAUAAUGAAUGACCUCUCAGUGCAGUAGAUGGAAGUGACACAUUUUAAUUAAAUUUUCAUCCAAACUUUUAUUUUGAAUUUUGAUCAGAAUUGAUCAUAACACAGUAAUUACAUUUCUUGUAAUUACUGUGUUAUAUACCUUCUUCUACAUCAGUUAUUAUGAUACACUUAAACUAUUUGAUAUGAUAAUUUACUCCAAUAAUUAUCAGCUAUUAUUUGUAAGAACUAUGUAGGAUAUACGAUUUUUGAAAACAUAAAAGUACAAUAACCAAAGAGGUAAAACCAGUCAUUUUUUUUUCUUUCUUUUGAAUAUUAUCUGCACAAUGUAUUAGUGUAAAAGUACUAUAGCUCUACAUUUUGUGAAUAAGCAUUAAGUUAUUGAUGAUAGUUUGUGAAUAGAAUAAGUACCUAGCAAGGGAGUGAUAUUGAUGAAACAUUGCCAGACAGUAUUAUUUGUAUAGUGCCUGUAAGUGUAGGUAGAUACAGUCUCAUUUGAUUUUUUUUGCAGAUUUCUUGAGCUAUUGAAUUGAAGAAGUAGGAUGUGAACUUAGACAUCUUGUGAUAUUUUUUUUUUAUUACCAAAAUUGGAAAAGAGACAUAAGUAUUUUUUUUUUUUUCUUCUUUCUACUUAUGCUUCUGCUACUUAAUCUUACAAUUAGAGAAACUUGUCUUACAUCCUAAGAUAUGUCUGCAAUGGCCAAUAAUAAUAUGAUUUGUGAUCA